Messenger RNA from Protopterus annectens (West African lungfish), 1204 nucleotides. RefSeq names its product myoglobin-like. Gene Ontology annotation, biological process: oxygen transport. Lineage: Eukaryota; Metazoa; Chordata; Ceratodontiformes; Protopteridae. The transcript has 3 exons. Gene Ontology annotation, molecular function: heme binding; oxygen binding. Gene Ontology annotation, cellular component: extracellular exosome. The record is from RefSeq and is a predicted model, not a curated record. The coding region runs from base 66 to 518 and encodes 150 amino acids.
AAAAUUUGUGAUUUUAUGAAAGAAACUUCAUUGCCCUGUAAGAAGCGUCUUUUGAUAUCUUAACUAUGGCUGGACUUUCAGAUGCACAAUGGAAUGACCUCUUGGCUUUCUUUGACAAAUUCAUUGCCCCUAAUUCUGCAGAACAUGGCAAACACAUUUUAAUUCGCAUGUUUGACAGUGACAGAGCAACUCAGAGCUUGUUUCCAAAGUUUAAGGAUGCCCCUGCUGCAGACUUGCCAAAGAAUGCUGAUGUGAAGAAACACGGUGGUGUUGUUGUUGAUUUCUUGGGAAAACUGCUGAAACAAAAAGGUCAUAAUGAAAGCAUGUUGCACACUAUGGCUGAGACCCAUAAGAACAAGCACAAGGUUUUACCAGAUUAUUUUCAACUGAUUUCCUCUGUCAUUGAUGUAUACGUCCAUGAAAAUUUGCCAGCAGAGUAUGCACCUGUCCGGGAUGCUAUGAACGCAGCUCUGAAGCAGAUUGCCAAUACUUUGAAAAGCAACUACGCCAAAGUAUAAGGACAGCAGCAUUGAUCUUGUUUGUACCUCUUCCAUAAGAGAAAGGCUUGCUCAUGAAAGCAUAUACCUUUGUAAUAAAAACAUUAAUUGCAAUGUAAUGAAAUCUUUAUAACAAAAAUUAAAAAACAUCUGCAUAUUGCUUUAGAACUGUACUAUAUUUAUGAAAGUAACUGACUGUGACUUUUUAACAGCACUGAUCUGCUUGCUUGAAUGAAAUAAUUAUUAACUGACACAUCAGUAUGUAGAAACUCUAUCAGACAAAAUGGCUACAUUGUACAGCAAAGAAGAAUUCUAGAUCUCAGACCUAAAGUCUACAUUAUUUGUGAGCAUGAAAUUUGAAAAACUAAUUUCACUUUCAAUUAAAGUAAAAGCACAGCAUAUACUUUAUGACCUAUUUAAGUUAGAUGAAAACUAUAUGGUUGUGUAGUUUUCUAAUGCGCAAUGGAGGACUGAUAUCAGAUAUGUUUGUUGUUACCUGCAUCAUACUUAAGUGUUUUGUUUAAACUCAUAUUGAUACCUUACUUCAGUGUUUAAAUUUCCCAGAACUUGUCACUGAAAGUUAUCACAUUUUAACAAACAGCACAAAAGUAACCUGCAAUGAUUAUCUAUACAUCAAGGCUUUUGAAUAACUGCUGCUGCAAAAAGUUACAACACUGCCAGUUCAUUAAUAAAGUAAUUCAAAAUGC